Messenger RNA from Alternaria arborescens, 942 nucleotides. RefSeq lists its product as hypothetical. The transcript is spliced from 2 exons. Gene Ontology annotation, biological process: fungal-type cell wall polysaccharide metabolic process. Lineage: Eukaryota; Fungi; Ascomycota; Dothideomycetes; Pleosporales; Pleosporaceae. Bases 1 to 942 code for a protein of 313 amino acids. The record is from RefSeq and is a predicted model, not a curated record. Gene Ontology annotation, cellular component: fungal-type cell wall.
AUGCGACGAACCGCACUCUUUUCCGCCGCGACGGCACUACUCACUAGUACCACAACCGCACAAGCCACAGCAUCAACAUCGUCAAAACGUGGUCUCUGCUACGUGCCCUCCGAAGACCAUCCCGACGACGAUAAGAUAUGGACAACCGGUCCAUCACCACCGACAUGGUACUACAAUUACCAGAAGGACCCAUCGCCAGCCUACGCCAAUGACCCAGACAUGCAAUUCGUUCCCAUGCUCUGGGGGGCCAGCGAUAGCGACACUGGAACCCCCUUCCUCGACUCAGUCAAGAAGCAAAUCGCCGACGGACACAACAUAAGCUACGUCCUUGGCUUCAACGAGCCCGAUGGUGGCCACAGCACUGGUGGUUCCAACCUCGCCGUCACCACAGCAGCCGCUCGCUGGAAAGCCGAGAUUGAGCCACUGAAAGAACUCGGCAUUAAACUGGGUGCGCCUGCUGUUACUGGCGCAGAGUCUGGUUGGCAGUGGUUGGAAAACUUCUUCAACGAGUGUGAUGGCGGUUGCAAUCCUGAUUUUAUCCCAGUACAUUGGUACGGAAACUUCGAGGGCAUGAUGAGCCAUGUUGGACAGGUUACGAACAAAUGGCCGAAUUUGACAGUCUGGGUUACCGAGUAUGGUUACCCGAAUCAGCCGCUCGAGGCGACGCAGACUUUCUACAAUCAGAGUGCUCAGAGCUUUGAUAGCUGGCCCAACGUCACACACUACUCCUACUUCGGCGCCUUCCGCUCUGAUGUCAGCAACGUGGGCGCCAACGCCGCUAUGCUUACCCAGGACGGCAAAUUGACGGAUAUUGGAUCCUGGUAUAUGGGUGGCGCUGAGACGAACAAUGUGCCAAAGGCUUCUGGUGCUUCCAUGGUGGGAGCUGCGCCGAGUGCUUUAGUGUUGAGUCUGGUGGCUGUGGUUGGGGUUUACCUUGCUUAG